Molecule: messenger RNA, 1354 nt
Organism: Macroventuria anomochaeta
Lineage: Eukaryota; Fungi; Ascomycota; Dothideomycetes; Pleosporales; Didymellaceae
Product: ras-domain-containing protein
Exons: 3
Coding region: 233-874 (213 amino acids)
Biological process (GO): signal transduction
Cellular component (GO): plasma membrane
Molecular function (GO): GTPase activity; GTP binding; GDP binding
Source: RefSeq, a predicted model, not a curated record
CGAACUCUCUCAUCUCCUCUACAACAUUGCAACCGGUAUCUCCUGGCUCAAGCAAUUGCACGGCGUCUCUCUGCCCGGAUAUCCAUCUCGAGCGCGCCUGUCGUCAUCACUGUUGCGCUCAUUUGCCUUGCGCGUGCCUCAGUCCUCCCUUGGUGUUCCUAGCAGUGGCCAGUUCCCUGCCUCCUCAUUUCGAUUCUCAGCAACCCUCACAACCCCAACAUCAACACCGGCGAUGGCAUCCAAAUUUUUGCGCGAGUACAAGCUCGUAGUUGUUGGAGGAGGUGGAGUGGGCAAGAGUUGCCUGACUAUACAGCUUAUUCAGAGUCAUUUCGUCGACGAGUAUGAUCCUACGAUUGAGGAUUCGUACCGUAAGCAGUGUGUUAUCGAUGAUGAGGUUGCCCUCCUCGAUGUUCUCGACACAGCUGGCCAGGAGGAGUACUCUGCGAUGCGUGAGCAGUACAUGAGGACCGGCGAGGGCUUCUUGCUUGUCUACUCGAUAACCGACAGGCAGAGCUUUGAGGAGAUCAUGACGUUCCAGCAACAAAUCCUGCGUGUGAAGGACAAGGACUAUUUCCCCAUGAUUGUUGUUGGAAACAAGUGCGAUCUUGACGGCGAGAGGCAGGUGUCAACACAAGAGGGCCAGAACUUGGCACGACAGUUUGGCUGCAAGUUCAUCGAGACCUCGGCGAAAUCACGCAUCAACGUCGACAACGCAUUCUACGACAUUGUACGAGAGAUCCGCAGAUACAACAAGGAGAUGUCCUCAUACACAGGCGCACCGUCUGGCGCACAGGGCCAGAAUGGCAUCGCCAAGAUGGGCGUCGAGGACGACACAGAGAAGAAGGGCGGCUGCUGCGGAUGCACAGUAAUGUAAAGAGCUGGAGACGACGUUGUUGUUGCACACGAUACGAAGAGAGUUGAAAGAUACCUGCCUACCGUUCGGCACCUCCACCAUGCCCCAUAGCCGGUGCCGUCGAGGCUUCCAGAGGGGACACGCGAUACCAUUAGCACGUACUGCCAUUUAAAUUCCACGGACGAGCCAUGCGCUUGAACCGUGCUUCUUUUCGACACUUUCUUUUGGGUUCGCUUUAGGGCUCGGUGUUGAACAACGGCAUAAUACUGGCGCUCAAGCUUUUGAUACGGCAGCGCCUGCGAGAUCUAGACUUAUCAUUUCUUUACGGCAUAUCAGUACGUUUUGUACACCUGUAUUUCCUUACUCAGCUAUUCGAAGAUGCCAUGUUGGGUAGGACGCGGCAUGCGUCUUGGAACGACCUGCAAAAGAUAUCAUUUCUUUGCUUCCUUUUUCUUAGUCAACUUAUCAGCACUUUAACUUCUAUGAACAUAAUUCAUCUCU